AUCUAACUGGAUGAAGUAAAGAUCAGUCAUCUACUGCCAACCCCGUUGCGGACAUAAAAAGCUCUCCACACAACUCCACUUUCUCCUGGACGCUUCUUUUCACUUAGCUGGAUUCAAAGAGUGGAGUUGAAAUGAGCGGUGUGGUCAUCCAGAACAUGUCCUUCAAGGUGGGACAGACUCUGACUGUUACAGGAGUCCCCACUGCUGAUUCUACAAAUUUUGCAAUCAACAUUGGUCACAGUCCUGAUGAAAUCACUCUACACAUGAACCCUCGUUUUGACGCCCAUGGCGACCAGCAAUGUGUAGUGUGCAAUUCCUACCAGGGUGGCAACUGGUUUGAGGAGCAAAGAGAGAGCAGCUUUCCAUUUAAUCAGAAUGAGGAGUUCAAGAUAAAAAUCACAUUCACUAAUGAGGAAUUCCUGAUGACGCUUUCCGACGGUUCUGAGAUUCACUUCCCUAAUCGUCUUGGUGCUGAGAAGUACAAGUUCAUGCUGUUUGAGGGCGAGAUGCAGCUAUCUCUCUGUCUCUUGGUCACGAGAAUCUUGCUGUGGUAUUGCUUCUCAACCACUAGAGGGAGUAAAACUACAGUAAAUUGCCAUGAGCUUUGCAGUUACAUAAACCAUUUUCAGAGGUGGUUGACAUUGUCCAACCAAGAUUAUUUACAAGUAUCUUUCUCUACGUAUUUUCUAUAAUACAACAUCAAGUUUCUAUAUAAUUCCUGUAUUUGAAACUAAAGUUAAUUCACAAGCUUGUAAUUGCUGGCAGAUACAAAUAUCCUGUUUUCACAAAUAAACUAAGAUCUCUUUGUCCA
Messenger RNA from Myxocyprinus asiaticus (Chinese sucker), 811 nucleotides. Its product is annotated as beta-galactoside-binding lectin-like. The record is from RefSeq and is a predicted model, not a curated record. The coding region runs from base 132 to 692 and encodes 186 amino acids. Gene Ontology annotation, molecular function: carbohydrate binding; laminin binding; galactoside binding. The transcript has 5 exons. NCBI's taxonomy places the organism in Eukaryota, Metazoa, Chordata, Actinopteri, Cypriniformes, Catostomidae.